AUUUUGUUGAAAGUUAACAUUCCAAUAAGGGAUCCAAAGACCUUGAGCGUCGGUUCACAACCGACCAUCGUAUCUAAGCAGUCAACCGUCCGCAUAACUUUCCGUCGAUGUCCGUUCUCCGAUUCCGACUCCAACUCCGUUCCGAUCGUUUCGUUCUGUAAGAGUCUUCAUCGCUUCGUAUCGGCUCUCGGAUCUCGUUACAUCAUCAACACCAUCACCAUCAUCACCAUUGAUUUUUGUCCCGAUUCUUCGAAAUUCGUUUUCUAAAGAAUUUAUUCAAGAUGCGUCGGGCUGCGUCGAAGAAAGGCCCAACUAAUUCAACGACCUCAUCUAAUUCUUCUGCCAUGGAUCUAUUCCGCUCUGCUUCAGGUAAAGCUGCAUCCAAGGAGUUGGAACGUAUUGAUCAGCUAUACUAUUCAUAUGCAAAUGAGUCUUCUGGUAUGAUUGACCCAGAAGGAAUAGAGUAUCUUUGUUCUGACUUAGAAGUUGAACACACAGAUGUACGCAUAUUGAUGCUUGCUUGGAAAAUGCAAGCUGAAAAGCAGGGAUACUUCACCCUGGAUGAAUGGCGAAAAGGGCUUAAAGCAUUACGGAGUGAUACCAUAGUUAAGUUAAAAAAGGCACUUCCUGAUCUAGACAACGAGGUCCGCAGGCCAUCAAAUUAUGUGGAGUUCUAUUCUUAUGCAUUUCGAUAUUGUCUAACCGAGGAGAAGCAAAAGAGCAUAGAUAUUGAGAGCAUAUGUGAAUUAUUGGAGCUUGUUUUGGGGUCACAAUUCCGCAUGCAGGUGGAUUUGUUCAUUCAGUAUCUAAAGACACAGAUUGAUUACAAGGUAAUAAACAUGGAUCAAUGGAUGGGGUUCUAUAGAUUCUGCCAUGAGAUAAGUUUCCCGGAUUUUAAUAAUUAUGAUGAGGAACUUGCUUGGCCUUUGAUCCUAGACAACUUUGUUGAGUGGGUGAGGUCAAAACAGAGCUAGCUGAUCAAAUUUCAUUUGGUCAACGCAUGGUUUAUAUAAAUAUGCAUAUGCUUCCAGAUACAAUAUCUAAUUAGUGAAGCUCAUUUCUUGAAAGGAUUGAUUAAUUUAUUGUCUCAAUCAAUGUGAAUGAAUUCUUCUAAAACAAGCAAACAAACACAUAUGUUAAAUUAAAAAUUCCCUCCCUUGUUUA
Messenger RNA from Lactuca sativa (garden lettuce), 1164 nucleotides. RefSeq names its product defective in cullin neddylation protein (DUF298). Gene Ontology annotation, cellular component: ubiquitin ligase complex. The record is from RefSeq and is a predicted model, not a curated record. Gene Ontology annotation, molecular function: cullin family protein binding; ubiquitin-like protein binding; ubiquitin conjugating enzyme binding. Lineage: Eukaryota; Viridiplantae; Streptophyta; Magnoliopsida; Asterales; Asteraceae. Gene Ontology annotation, biological process: protein neddylation.